CAGUUCUUAGCUCGCCUGCCGCUAACUGCAGGCUAAAGUUUCACUUUCUGUAGCUGAUGAGUAUCCUCUAGCUUGAAGAAUUGGCACUUCGGGGGAAACGAAACAAGAACUAGAUCCAGAUUUUUCGGAGCGACGCAAGGUCACCGAUGUACCUCCGCGGUCACUUUCAAGGCUGAUAUUAACAGUUAGUGUUAAAGUUUCCCCCCCUCCCCUCCGCUGACCGCCUCCUAAAACCGUCGCUUUUCUCAGCUAGCUUUAGCGGCUAGCCACCGCUAGCAUGGACAGCGGCGGAAACAUGCAGAGUAAUGAGGAAAGAAACGCGGAGAAACUGAUGGACAACUAUUUGAAAUCUCAGGGGUUCCAUCGGAAGAAGAUCGCCAAAGAUGGUUCCUGUUUGUUCCGAGCCGUAGCCGAGCAGGUGCUGCACUGCCAGAGCCUGCAUACUGAAGUAAGAGCCAAAUGUGUGGAGUUUCUGAAGAAGAACCGGGACAGCUAUGAAGCAUUUAUCGAAGGGGACUUUGAGGAGUAUCUCUGCAAGCUUCGGGACCCUCAGCAAUGGGUGGGAGAGGUGGAGAUCAACGCGCUGGCCGUCAUGUACAAGAGAGACUUCCUCAUCUACCAGGAGCCUGGAAAGCCGGCUGUGAACAUCACAGACAACAACUUUAAGGACAAAGUCCGGUUGUGUUUCCUGAAUGGAAAUCACUACGACAGUGUUUAUCCCUUGGAGAGCAUUAAGAGCGCUGCGAUCUGUCAGUCCAUCCUCUACGAGCUCCUGUACGAAGGCGUCUUCAAGGUGGACCGCAACUCUUUGGGUUCCUGUCAGAGAACCAGCCGGGCGUCAGACUUACUGAGUGACGACUGCAUGAACGUCUGCAUGAGCAGUGACGAGUCCGACCUGGAAACCGAGGAGGCGCUUUGGGUGGAAAAUGGAACCGCCUCAUCUUCCUCACGGACCAGCAACCAUAGCUACAGGGGCCGAGGCCGUGGCCGGAUGCUGCCUGAGAGGGUGAGGCGAUCGCUGAACCCGACUCUGCUCCGAAAUGUGGACUACGACAUUUGGCACAAGACCAAAAGAGCCCAACAGAAGAUAGAUUACUCCAUCGCUGCAGGGAUGCAGUUCUCUGCAGGGGAUCGCUGUCAGGUUCGCCAAGAGAAGGGACGCAGCUACAAGGCCACCAUCAAAGACGUGCCCGCCGAUAACGGCCUGGUGACUGUUUACAUCGAAGAGCUCGGGGAGAAGAAGGUCCCUCUGUGGUACCUCCGACCGAUUAACGAAGAAAACAGCUGGACCACCGUCACCAACCGCGACAAGAGGCUGAGCAACGGGCACGGAGAAUGGGAGAGCAGGGGAAGAGGGAGAGGACGAGGGAAGACCAUUGGAGCAUCCUCCUCCUCCGUUUCCCCAGCAACGGGUGUCGGCUCCACUGGGCGCAUGCAGAAGCAACACUCAUGGCCCCCUCAGGCCACCGCAGAGGAGCAGGGAGGGGGGAAGUCAAACAGGAAGUCGCUGAGUUCUACAGAGCCGUGUUUCGGUUUAACUGAGGAGGAACGUUUGGCUAAAAAGAAGGAAGAGGAGAAAAACGCUGCGCUGGUGGAGAUCCAGCUCAAAGAUGAAGAGAGCUUCCCUGCUCUUGGGAGUCAGUCUGAAUUUGGGAGGAAGAAGUUGGGAGACAAGAGGCGGAGCCAGAGAAACAAGAUGAGGAGUCCAGUUGAUGAGGUCAGAGCGCCGUCGCCCACUGCAGGCGACAGACCUAAAUCCUCCACUCCGCCUCCAGCUGCACCUCCGGUCAAUGUGACCUCGCACACCAACAGCGCUCUUCCUGCUGCAAAACCCGCUGCUAACUCCGACCCCACUGGGCCGAGCUCUCUAAACGUAAACACGGCCGCCGCUACAGUUUCAGCUCCCGCCUCCGUCUUGCCGCCCAGCAGUGUUACUGCAGAGUCCAAACCAAGCACCCAGUCCUACGCCUCCGCCGCUGCUGUCCCCGUUUCCCCUCCACCGGGCAUCAAGCCCCCUGCCCCGUCCUCCGCCAGCCUCUUCUCCUUCAUCACCCCCGUCCUCCCUGCCGCUUCGGCCCCAGCUCCGCCUUCGUCUUCCUCUUCGGCUGCAUCUCCUCCACCUCAGGCCUUAGCUGCAGCUCCAACUUUCAUCGCCCCCAUCGCUCCGAGUCCGACGGGUGCUCAGGGCUUCAAACGCCCCUUCUCCCCGCUGACCUCUCUGCCUCGGUCCCCCAGUCCUCCAUCUUCCUCCUCCACCAUCAUCCCUCCUCCUGUUCAGGUCAAAGAAGCUCUACCGGCCCCGACUAAUGCUUUGCCAAAGAUUGAAGGAAGCCUGUCAGCAUAUCAGACCUCACAAAGUGAGACAUCUGCCUCCCAGAAUCUUCCCCAAGUUGUUCCAAACCAGGUUAAGGCUUCAGUGUCCCCUCCAGAAAUAACAGCCCAACGCUCUUUACAAGAAAUCCAGACCGACUCUUUUCCACCAAACCAGAUCCAGGCCCCUCAGCACCAGCUACAGGCCCACGCUGAGGAGGCCCCAGAGCCUCAAACACUCCUCCCACCUCAGUCUGAGAGCACUCCAGUUCAGCCCCCAGAGCUUCCUCAGGUCCUACAGUCUCCCAGCAUUCAGAGUUCAGAAGAGCCUCUGCCUCCGAAGUCCGAUUCUCCUCCCUCAGAUCCCCAGCAGUCCCACCCGCCUCCUCCUGUCAGCGCUCCACAGAUACACCCUCACCUUCCUCACCCUCAGGCCAUCCCUGGGACCGUCCCCCUGCAGCAGCUGACCCAGCUCUACCAGGACCCCCUGUACCCCGGCUUCCCUCAGGGGGAGAAAGGAGAGGCCGUCCAGGGCGUUUCCUUCUCCACUAGCAAGUCUGGAGACGACCUGCCCAAAGAUAUUAACGUCCUGAGGUUUUUCUUCAACUUGGGCGUGAAGCUGGCUGUGGUUUCAGACCCCGACAUGAGCGACGCCUCCCUGAGGUCCAGCAGUAACCCCGGCUCUCCAUCAGGCUACAGAGGCCCCCGCAAACACUUCCCCAGCACCAAACCCUACGCCGCUCCAAGCGCCCCAGAUCACAGCCAUAUGGUUUACACAGCAGCGGGCCUGGGCAUGGCGGAGCCGCUGUCGGUGGCGUGCAGCACCGAAGACGACUUUGAUGUGGACCCGUUUGGCUACCAGGGGCAAAGGAGGGUCUACAGGGGGCGGGGAGGAAGAGGACGGAGCAGCUAUGAUCCUGGGAGAGGGAUGCAGAGGCGGCGGCAUGGCGACCAGGGGGCGGUGACUCAAUAUUAUAGCUCCAGCUUCAGGGGAAGGGGGCGGGGAUACUAG
Molecule: messenger RNA, 3322 nt
Organism: Cyprinodon variegatus (sheepshead minnow)
Lineage: Eukaryota; Metazoa; Chordata; Actinopteri; Cyprinodontiformes; Cyprinodontidae
Gene: otud4
Product: OTU deubiquitinase 4
Exons: 19
Coding region: 278-3322 (1014 amino acids)
Biological process (GO): protein deubiquitination; negative regulation of interleukin-1-mediated signaling pathway; negative regulation of toll-like receptor signaling pathway
Molecular function (GO): K63-linked deubiquitinase activity; cysteine-type deubiquitinase activity
Source: RefSeq, a predicted model, not a curated record